Molecule: messenger RNA, 1887 nt
Organism: Chondrus crispus (carragheen)
Lineage: Eukaryota; Rhodophyta; Florideophyceae; Gigartinales; Gigartinaceae
Exons: 2
Coding region: 1-1572 (523 amino acids)
Source: RefSeq, a predicted model, not a curated record
AUGACCUCCCUUCCACGCACCCGAGCCGAGCUGAUUCCCUACAAAGCGUCUCCCGGAGUUUCUCCCACGCCAGGCCUUGCCCCUCCCCCGCCCCGCCCCCCAUCUUACCGUCGCCCAUCCCCACCGCCAGCAACUAUGUCCGGCUACAAGCGCGACCCGUACGAACCCGGCGCGCCGGCGGGCGGGCACAGGCGGGAUCCGUACGACACGCCCGCGCCCGCGCCUGCCUACGACCCCUAUGCCCGCGCGUCGCGCCCCGCGGCCGACGGCUACGUGCCCUCGCGCGAGCACCCCGCCGACCCGUACGCCCCUUCCGACCCGUACGCAAGCCACAAGCGCGCGCCAGGGUACGACGACUACGCGCGCGAGCCCAAGCGCUCCCGCUACGAGGACGCUCACGCCGACGGAGAGUAUUCGCACCGCUAUAGACAGUCGCAGGACCACUACGCUGACAGAAGGGACGACAGGUAUCAGCAGUCAUCGUCGGACUAUUAUGGUAAGAGGGAUGCCUACGCCCAGUAUGAUCGCAGGAGCGCGGGGUAUGCCGCCUAUGGACAGGCGGGCGCGGAGUAUUCGCGCGAUGGGUACGACCGCGGGUCUGCUGGCGCGUAUAGUAGAGGAGGAGGGAGGGAUGAUUACGGAAGGGGCGGGUACGAUCGAGGGGGAUAUAGGCGACCAGGUGCUCAUGAUCGUCGGGAUGAUGCUGCUUAUGGGGAUGCUGGUUCCGCCUGGUAUGGUGCUUCUGCGAGUAGAGGUGCGUAUGGAGGAGGUUCCAGUUACGACCGUGCCGGAUACGACAGCCGGGGGGGAUACGAUGGUGGCCGUAGAGGCUAUGAAAAUGGCCGUGGGGGAUACGAUCGUGGCCAUAGAGGCUAUGACAAUGGCCGUGGAGGAUAUGACGGUGGCCAAAGAGGGUAUGACGAUGGCUAUGGCGGAUAUGACGGCGCCCGUGGAGGCUAUAACAGUGGCCGUGGAGGCUAUAACAGCGGUCGUGGAGGCUAUAAUGGUGCCCGCGGUGACUACGGUGGACGUGGCGGCUAUGACGGCGGCCGAGGCCGUGGCCGUGGUCGUGGCGGGAGGGGACGCGGGCGCGGACGCGGACGAGGCGGUGCCCGUGGUGGGGAGAGAGAGAAGCCCCCGCAGUACAUCGUCGACUGGGACGAGCAUCUCGCCGAGCUGGAAGAGAGAAACUUCAAGGAGCCCAUGAUAGACAACCGUCAGGAGGGUGUCGAGUUUCAAGCCUCCAAUAUCGACAAGCUGUUCGACGCCCCAGAGGAGGAGACCGUCCCCAUGGCGCUUGUGCGUGAAGAUGACGUCGACCCUGACGAGGAGCUGUGCUCCAUCGCCGUGUCGGGCUUCCCCAAGGAGGCCAGUAUGGACAAACUGAUAGACUACUUUUCCAACCUGGCCGUGUUGCGAAGGGAGCCGGUCAAGAAAGAAGACGGCAGCAUUCACGUCACCUUUCAGAAGGCCAAGGAUGUGCCGUUUGCUGUCGAGUGGUUUAAGAACCCAGCAAGAGCGGUGAUUGAUAAUCGCCUCGUUUCCGUCACCGCUGUCAAGCCUGCUGCGUAAGUACUGUUGCUUUGCAUGUUUUCUUGUUCCUAUUUUUUUUUGUUGACGUGCUCAAUGUGAGAAAGCCGAUUGAGAACUGGGGGCAAUUGAGUGACAUCAAUGGAGGAAUGAUUCUCGGCAACACGCAGAUGUGCCACAUGAAAGAGAGACGCCAUUCGAAAAUUCCAAUUGAAGCCACAUUUGAAGUAGCAUCAUACUCUAGGGCAGCCGGCAAAUUGCAAGAAGCAAAAAAAGGCGAAAGGGGGCACAUCUGCAUGAGAUGCACAUGAAUGGCAAUGCCGAAAUGCGAACGUUAUAAAAAGAUGAACACAUGAA